UUCAUUAAGUUUUAACAUUGCUUGUUUUCGAUAUGAUUUGUAAUAAAUGAAAAAAGUCUGUGCUUGGUAACAAUACCUGGCAACCUUCGCAUCCAACACCGUCACAACAAGCGCAAAUGCUGCUGGGUGACUCGACAUGAUGGUGGACUGCAUCUAUAAGCCACUUUUAAAGGACGACGGGGAUGGACAGGUAGAUCUUUCGCUGUAACUGCGCUCUAGUGGUGUUGUGGGGUUGCCAAGUGAUGCCGUUUUUAAGGAGCAUAAUCACAUACUAAGCAAAGGGCUGGAUAAAGACGUUCCCCAGCGUGAAAACAGUUAGUUUGGGAUCAUUUGUGAAAACAUGGCAAUGUCCCUAACCCAAGCCUGCCGGAGUCUUGCUCUGUCUACAUGGCUGCUGUCGUUUUGCUUUGUGCAUUUGCUGUGUCUGGACUUCACAGUGGCAGAGAAGGAGGAAUGGUACACUGCCUUUGUCAACAUCACCUACCUGGAUCCAGUGACAUCUGAAAUUAAGACAGACAAGAGUGAAUGUGGCAGAUAUGGGGAGCACUCACCUAAAAGGGAUGCCAGGGGCUUUGUGUUUAUGCCAUCUCUUCUGCAGGACAGACAGGCGUGUGACAGCAACACUAAAUUCCCCCUUCCCCAUCCCAGCAUCCCAUGGAUAGCACUGAUAGCCAGAGGAAACUGCACCUACAGGGAAAAGAUCAGACAUGCUGCUGCCCUCAAUGCCUCCGCUGUGGUCAUUUUCAAUAUGGGCACCAGCAACUCCAAUGAGACCAUUACUAUGCCACAUCAUGGUACCGGCGAUGUGGUAGCAAUCAUGAUUCCCGAGCCCAAAGGUCAUGAGAUCAUGGCCCUGCUGGAGAAAAACAUAACCGUGGCCAUGCACAUCACCAUCGGCACACGCAACCUGCAGAAAUACGUCAGCCGCACAUCGGUGGUGUUCGUCUCCAUCUCCUUCAUCGUCCUGAUGAUCAUCUCUCUGGCCUGGCUGGUCUUCUACUACAUCCAACGCUUCCGCUACGCAAACGCACGAGACCGCAACCAGAGGCGAUUGGGAGACGCCGCAAAAAAGGCCAUAAGCAAGUUACAAGUACGGACCAUCAGGAAGGGUGACAAGGAAACAGAGUCGGACUUUGACAACUGCGCCGUGUGCAUCGAAGACUACAAACCUAACGACGUUGUGAGAAUACUGCCAUGCCGUCAUGUCUUCCAUAAGAACUGUGUGGACCCUUGGCUACAGGACCACAGAACCUGUCCCAUGUGCAAAAUGAACAUCCUUAAGGCGCUGGGCAUCCCGCCCAAUACAGACUGCUCUGAUGACAUCCCUCCUGAUUAUGAGAUGUCCAUCAGCGGGCCGCCCACAAACCCUGUGACGGGGGCUAGCGAGGUCUCGGUGGGCGAAAGCUCGGUGGUACUGGACCCAGGUGUCCGAACAAUAGGCCUGUCACACAUUUACCAUGAGAUAGACGCCUUCCCGCAGGUUGGAGAGAGCCAUCACAUCGCCAGCAGUGAGCACCAGCCCUCCAUGAGCACUGAUUCAGACACCUCACUCAUUAUGCCAGUGGAGCUCGUCCUGUCCGACGUUGAACUGCAGUCCGAUCCUGAACAGGACGACGUCAAGUCCUGAAGUGCCAUAAAUGGAGCCGGACCGCAGCGGGACAAUAAAAGAACACAAGCAAUAGCAGCACAGGUGUGCAACCUCCUUUCUUGACCUCAUGGUCUCCAUCACUGCAAAAAUGGCUUGCUUGUCCUCUUCCUCUGGCUGUAUUGCACUCCAUUUCACGUCUUGUGGAAAAUCCAUGUGGUCCUACGAGGGGUGUUUCCGCUUUUGUUUUGGAAAAUUUUGACUGUUUCAACUUCCCUAUGGGAUCACUGCCAGUAUACACCAGGAUAUUCCAAAAUAAAUAUACGUAAUGCAUCGAUGAUUGCGCCCUACAUUUGCUUUGAGUGUCUAAAGCAGUUUGCGUGUGCUCUAACCAGCAGUUCAUAGGGUCCAGUGUCCUCGUAAAGUAACGUAUGCAGGACACUAUUCGUGCAUCUCCAGAUAUGUGAUGUGUCAAAUCAUGCUACAGUGAACUGAGAAACCCAGCUCAUGAUAUGGUGAGUGUUUCAACAGCCGUAUCCAGUGACAGUGUGUCACGGCAGUGUUUGGGAAUCACAAUGACACAAAAGCAGAUACUUUCCGCUCAUUUUGUCUUGACAGAGUGCUGUCAUCUGGUCCGCUUGGCCACAUGCACACUGCUAAAUUUGUUAUUUACAAGAGUGACAACUGCAUUCAUAUUCAACCAAAUUCAAGUAGUGAUGCAAUUUUCAAAGCUGCAUGCAUGUCAUGUUCCAGUUAGCUUGGAAAUUACAAUUUGUAACAUCAAAAAUAACUAAAGGCCCAUUCACAGCCAAAACAAUAACACCUAAAUGAAUUAUUUACAGAAACCCUAAGGUUUUCAUUUAGUUGAAAACUGAAAGUUUAUUUAAUAAAGAAUAAAUAAUUCAACACUCAAAUAAAAGCUGAAUCAACAUUUAAAUUGCACAUAAGGAAUUUUAUAUAAGUUUAUAUAAUAAUCAUUGCAAUUCUAUGAAAAUAGCACAAUAUCAACUUUGAAUCACUAUUUUCCUAUUUUUAUUGUAUAUAUAAAUAUUUUUGGUUUCAUAAAUGAUAACACAUUGACAGCCUGUCAGAAUCUACCUGACUUAAUAUCGCAAGCAAAAUGAGGUAAAUAGUAUGAGCUACAGCACAAUGCAUGCAUUAUUUUUGUAUCCCACAGAGCUAUGCUCUCAACCACAGUGAUGCUUAUCAAAUACAAUUUCAUUUAAAAAACAUAAAGAAAUUUGAUUGAUUGAUUGAUUGAUUGAUUGGACUCCAUGCCAGAAUGGACAGCCACUGAUUCCUGAGGGACUUGGAUUGUCAGUGUUGAUGAAGUUUGAUAUUUUACACAACAUUUAAUCAAAAAUGCAAAAUAAGCAUUGGUAUGUCUAACAUUAUGGAUGCCACUCUCUGUCAUUUGCAAUUUUUUUUAAUCUCACAAUGCUGACUUUUAAUUUUAUUUUAAAUAUUGGAAAUAUUAAAUAUUGCAAUCUUUUUUUUUUUUUUUUUUUCAAAUUUGUCUUAUCUCACAAUUCAGAUUUUUUUUUUCCCUUAAAAUUGUUAGGUAAUAUCCUGCAAUUCUGAAAUUUUUUUUUUUUUUUUUUUUUUCUAAAUUGUCUUUUUAUCUCACUAUUCAGAUUGUUUUUUUCCUUGAAAUUGCUAGGUAAUGUCUUGCAAUUCUGACUUUUUUCGCCAAAUUCCAAGUUAAUAUCUUGCAAUUCCUUAAUUUAAAUCUUGCAAAUCUGACUUUAUCCAAUAAAUUGCGAGUUAAUAUCUUGUAAUUCUGAGUUUAAAUCUUGCAAUUCUGAUCUGAAAUCUUGUAAUUUCUCACAAUUUCAGAUUAUAAUUGUGUAUAGUAUUAUAAUGUAGUGUUGUUAUCUUUUUGUUGUUAUUUUUAUGAAACACUUAACUGUAUACUUUACGGUUUUCAGUAUGCAGUGAACCAGUGCUCCAUUAUGAAGUCGAGCGUCAUGGUUCGUACACUCAUGUGAUUCACUCCCUCAAAUAACAGCACUUGUCACUUCCUAAACUCUGCAGUCUGUGCAUGUGGCCAUUUUUAAUUUUCUCUGGCAUAGACGUGCUGAGCAACUACAAAAAUCAUGCACAGUAGGAAAGCGAAAGACUAUUGAAUGGAUAUUUUGAUAUCAAAGGGUUUAUUUUUCUAAAAAAAGAAAAAAGGAAAAACAAACAAAACACAUAUGAGGAUAAACAACACCCAUUUUAAAUAUUUAUGUUUUAUUAUUAUUAUUAUAAUUAUUAUUUCACUAAAUAGCUUUCCAGUUUAUAGAUAUUGUGAUCAUAGGUAGCGUGUCGAUGUUGAAUACAGACUCACAAUGUCUGUGUAUCUGGCAACAUCAAGUAUUUCUGUUCUGUAUUAUUUUAUUAAUUAUUAAUUAAAAUGAUAAUGAUAAAAGUUAUUCAUAUGAAUUAUUCGUAAUUUAGUUAGCUGUUUUUUUUCUCAGUGAGACUUUGUCUCAAAAUGCACUUCCCCAGUUAAAUGUACUCAUACCCAGAAUGCACUGCUGCAGUGGGAUGGCUGAUGAAAGUUCAGUACACCAACGCUUCAUUUUCACACACUGUUGGAUAUGUCUGCAUAUGUUAGGACAGGUCGAGAUCACGUGACCUGUGCAUUUGUACUGAAUGAUGUUGUGGAGGACGGCGCUGGGGUCUGUGAUCCUGAUAUUCAUAUUCAAAGAUAUUUAAUGUCAAGGCUCGUGCAGUGUUAUUUGCAUCUGUCAGCCAAAAAGCACAUGAGAUUUCCCUGAGAUCUGCACAUUGAUUGUCACUUUAGUCUAGCAUGAAUGGAUCUGAUGUUUAGAGGAAUUUUAUGAGAUUAAAUGAUUACUAUGAUUUGGUGUUUAUUUAAACAUUGUAACAAACAUGCACAAACAGUGGGCUGGAUUCACAAAAAUCUUCUUAAGAAACAAGUUAAAAAGAUUCUUAUCAAUUCUGAGAAGUUCGUAAGAAUGUUGAAAAAUGUACAAUUCUUGAAACAAUUUGCAAAAAUUCUAAUAAUAAAUUCGUAAGUUCAUAGGUAUGUUGAAUGCAAUUCUUGAAAAAAUGUAUGAAAAUUCUAAGAAGUAUUUACAAACGUAAAAAGUGCAAUUCUUGAAACAAUUUUUGAAAAUUCUAAUAAAUUAUGAUAAUAAAUUAAGUGAUGAAACAUAUACAGUUCUUAAAAAUAUAUAACAUUUCUAAUUAUAAAUUCUAAGUACAUAAAAAUGUUUUUAACAAACUUGCCAUUCUUCAAAACAAUUUAUGAAAAUUCUAAUAAAUUAUGAGAAGUUUAUAAGAGUGAUGAAAAAUGUACAGUUCUUAAAAAUAUAUAAAAAUUCUAAUGAUAAAUUCUAAUUCAUAAGAAUGUUAAAAAUUGCAGUUCUUGAAAGAAUUAACAAAAAUACUAAGAAAUAUAUAACAAUGCUAACAAAUGUGAAAUUCUUGAAACAGUUUACAAAACUUCUAAGAAGUACAUAAUGUUAAAAAUGUGCAAUUCUUGAAACAAUUAACAAAAAUUCUAAUAUAUUCUAAGAAGUUCAUAACUGUUGAAAAAAAGUGCAAUUCUUGAAAGAAGUUAUAACAAAUUCUGAUACAUUCUAAGAAAUAUUUAAUGUUAAAAUAUGCAAUUCUUGAAACAGUUUAAGAAGAUUCUAAUGAUAAACUGUGAAGUUCAUAAGAAUGAUGAAAAAUAUACAAUUCUUAAAUUCUAAAAAUUCUAAUGAUAAAUUCUAAGAAACUCAUAAGAAUGUUAAAAAGUGAUGUGCAAUAAAAAAAUCUAAGUAUAUAAGAACGUUAAAUGUGCAAUUCUUGAAAAUAUGUAGGACAAUUAUAAAAAGUACUUACAAAUGUAAAAAAAGUGCAAUUUUUGUAACAUUUAAAUAAACGAAAAUUCUAAUGAUAAAUUAUAUAUAUUAUAUAUAUAUAUAUUCUUAUAUAUAUAUAAAGAAUAUUAAAUGUGCAAUUCUUGAAAACUAUUAUGAAAAUAGUUAAAAGUGUGUAAAGUUGGAAUGUGUAGUUAAAAAAAUUCUAAUAAUACAUUCUAAGAAGCUUGUUUGUUUAAAAAUUUGCAAUUAUUAAAAAAAUGAAAAUUCUUAAGAUAAAUUCUAAAAGUUCAUAUUGUAAAAAAAAGUGCAAUUCUUAAAAAUUAAGCAGUUGACAUCAUUUUUUUUUUUUUUUUUUUUUGAAAAAGCAUGUACAAUACUGUCAUUGCUACAGGCUUUACAACAUUUUGUUUUUUAGAAUUUAAUUCUGAUUUUUCAUUUUUCUCAUUUUUAAGAACUUUUUUCAAGAGUUGUAUUUGUUAUUUUGUUCUAGAAAAAAGAUACCAUUAAUGAGAAGGGGGGGGGGGGGGCGUUCUUAAGUUAGAAAAUAAUAAGAAUACAGCAGUUAAGAAGAAUGUUUUGUGAAUUCCACCCAAUGUGUUUUCAUUGUUUGAAUUUGUCUGUCUGGACUGACUAGGAAUAAUUUUUGAGGCCAUUAAAGCCGUCAUAUCCUGCAUUUAUUUAUUUUUUCUCUUUGGGAGAUUCAUUUACAGUGUUUCUGUGCUGUGCCUUUAAGACUGUGUAUGUAUACACCCUCUUCAUGAACAUGAGCAUUGGGAUAGAUUCAUAAAACAGCUGAUGCAAGUAAAUGUACUGUGAAAAUCAUGUUCUAAAAUUUGCAGUAUGUUUCAUAACAUCAAGAUGAUAUUCUUCUAUGACCCUUUAAAAAACUGGUAUGUAUGUGUGUGCUGUUAUAGACACUAUUGAGCGUUUGUCUGAUAGCUGUUUCUUGUUAUAUAAAUCAAUGUUUUGUCAUGCACUGCACCUGAUAGCUCUGAUGUAUCAAGCACAUUCUGUAUAUGCAUAUCAGUUUUCUUGUGAAAUGAUUCAGUGCUAUCCAGGCUGCGGUGUGUGAUUUGCACAGACACAUGAUAACAUUAGCAUUGGUUAAUAAUAACCUCCCUGAAUUUGCACCAAAUUUCUUUGUGAAUGGGAUAUUUGCAGUAAAUCGAUUUGCUCUUUUCAGUGCAAUAAAAUUAUGACUGUGAUAAAUAUUGAAUUGCUACUCUCCUAAAUACGUUAAAAACAGAUUUGAUGUUUAAUGCAGGCCACAGCUCUCACUACUUUUUCAUCCAAGUCUGGCCUCGGUUCACCUGUUGCACAAUUUCUCAGUAUUUCACCACUUCUGUAUUUUACAAGUUUUAGGAAUUGUAUUCAUACUUCUUGUUUGUGGGCAGUUAAAUAUGUUCAUGAAAGCACUUUAUCUAAUUCCUGAGGAAGUAUGAUCAGAACGUUUAAAGAUGAAGUGUGUCAUUUGACUCGGUGUAAGAGUUUGCAGCGGUUUGUUUGUCUGACGAGUGGCAUAUGCUGCUAGUGAGCCAGAAAUGGCACACUUGACCUUUAACCUCUCUGAUGAACUGGUGUGGAGUGGAGUGAUGAACUGGAGUGAAUGCUAAUGCAGGGCUGUUCGUUUGGAUAUGGCACAUGAUAUAAUAACUCAGUCUGGGAUUUGUCAUUUAAAAGGCUUGAGAUCUACAGCUUUUUUUGUUGUGGAAGGCAAUGUAAAUAUAUCCAGCUGCAGAUAUAAUAUAUCAUUGCAUGUCCAUGAUUGUGAGGGACAAUAAAUUUC
This is a messenger RNA of Labeo rohita (rohu), 7189 nucleotides long. RefSeq names its product ring finger protein 150a (gene rnf150a). The record is from RefSeq and is a predicted model, not a curated record. NCBI's taxonomy places the organism in Eukaryota, Metazoa, Chordata, Actinopteri, Cypriniformes, Cyprinidae. The coding region runs from base 341 to 1627 and encodes 428 amino acids. The transcript has 8 exons.